AGCGCCUCGAGUAAGAAAACGGCUGCCAGAAGGGGGCGCCAUUCCCGCUCCUCCCUGCCUCCCCCCUCCCUCCGUAGCCAUGGCGACGGCGUGACGUGACGUGCCCGGGGAGUCGAGCGGAGGGGGCCGCGGCUGCCGGCCUCAGUCACCUCCGAGCCGGCCGGCCGGCCGAUCGACCGACCGACGGAGGGAAGGCCCGAUCGAUCCAUCGAUCGAUCCAUCAUCGAUCCAUCCCCCCGGCUCCGCCCCCGGGCCCGUCCCAUCCCGUCCCAUCCCGUCCCCGCCCCAGGCCGGGGCGCCGGAGGACACAAGGCGAAGCAGCGGAAGGCGCGUGCAUGGCGGGGGCCGCGGGCGCGCGCGCGUUGGCGCGCGCGGCCUCCGCCCAGCCGCGGCCGAUGAGGGUCCUAUGGGUCUGCGGCCGGCUGCUGCCCCGGGGGGGCCCGGAGGCGGGGGUCGGCCUGCCCCCCCGAUGCCCCUUCAUGGGCUUCGGCAGCCCCUUCACCAACAAGCGCAAGGAGUAUUCGGAGCGGCGGAUCAUGGGGUAUUCGAUGCAGGAGAUGUUCGACGUGGUGUCCAACGUGGAGGAGUACAAGGAGUUCGUGCCCUGGUGCAAGAAGUCGCUGGUUGUGUCAAGGCGCAAGGGCCACCUCAAGGCCCAGUUGGAGGUCGGGUUCCACCCGGUCAUGGAGCGCUACACGUCGGCCGUCUCCAUGGUCAAGCCUCACCUGGUCAAGGCCAUCUGCACGGACGGCCGACUCUUUAACCACCUGGAGACCGUCUGGCGUUUCAGCCCCGGGCUCCCCGCCUACCCCCGCACCUGCACGGUGGACUUCUCGAUCUCCUUCGAGUUCCGCUCGCUGCUGCACUCGCAGCUCGCCACCAUGUUCUUCGACGAAGUGGUCAAGCAGAACGUCGCCGCCUUCGAGCGUCGUGCGGCCGCCAAGUUUGGGCCCGAGACCACCAUCCCCCGUGAGCUCAUGUUCCACCAAGUGCACCAGACGUGAGACGAGGACCCCCUCCCCUAUUUAUCUGGUUGGAUGUCGGGGGAGGGAGCAGGGGAAGGAACAGGGGAGGAUCAGGGACCCUCCUCCCUCCCGGACAUCCAGAAAGAAGGCCGGACUUCCGGGACCCAGCUUGCCCCGGGUGGGGUGGCCUGCUUUUGUAAAAUAGUCAAUAAAGAAUUCGGAGGCGUGUGA
Messenger RNA from Tachyglossus aculeatus (Australian echidna), 1196 nucleotides. It is a transcript of the gene COQ10A, whose product is annotated as coenzyme Q10A. The coding region runs from base 336 to 1004 and encodes 222 amino acids. NCBI's taxonomy places the organism in Eukaryota, Metazoa, Chordata, Mammalia, Monotremata, Tachyglossidae. Gene Ontology annotation, biological process: ubiquinone biosynthetic process; cellular respiration. Gene Ontology annotation, cellular component: mitochondrion. Gene Ontology annotation, molecular function: ubiquinone binding. The transcript is spliced from 5 exons. The record is from RefSeq and is a predicted model, not a curated record.